This is a messenger RNA of Larimichthys crocea (large yellow croaker), 1442 nucleotides long. RefSeq names its product Golgi apparatus membrane protein TVP23 homolog B. Gene Ontology annotation, biological process: vesicle-mediated transport; protein secretion. The coding region runs from base 88 to 681 and encodes 197 amino acids. Gene Ontology annotation, cellular component: Golgi membrane. The transcript is spliced from 7 exons. The record is from RefSeq and is a predicted model, not a curated record. NCBI's taxonomy places the organism in Eukaryota, Metazoa, Chordata, Actinopteri, Sciaenidae.
UAGAUACAGUCGCAUCUGUCCGGGGUCCUUAGCACAAGGCUUUGUUUACAUCCACGUCACCAGGAAAUACAUACUUGAAGUGCCAAAAUGCGGAGACAGUCUCAGGACGCUCCGCUCUUUGGGGAAGAGGACGAUGACUUCAGGCCGAGGAGGCUCAAAGUCAGACAUCCACUGGCUUCGUUCUUCCACCUUUUCUUCCGAACAAGUGCCAUCUUGGUCUACUUACUGUGCGAUUUCCUCAGUGGCCGUUUCAUUGCCUCCAUGGUCACCAUCAUCCUCCUGCUGUCCUGUGACUUCUGGACUGUCAAGAACGUAUCUGGCAGGUUGCUGGUGGGCCUUCGGUGGUGGAAUCAAGUGGAUGAAGAUGGAAAGAGCCGCUGGGUAUUUGAGUCGAGGAAGGGAAACGAUCUGAAGAAAACAUCAGGCGCAGAGUCACAGAUUUUCUGGCUUGGACUAAUCGUGUGUCCCAUCUUCUGGGUCAUUUUUGUAUUCAGUACCAUCUUUACAUUCAAGAUUAAAUGGCUGGCUGUAGUAAUCAUGGGCUUGGUUUUACAAUGGGCCAAUGUGUAUGGCUAUGUCAGAUGCAAGGUGGGUGGAACAUCCGACCUGAGAAACGUGGCAAAGAACUAUCUCGGUGUCCAGAUUUUUAACCUGGCACUGAAGAAAUCUGAGGCAUCUUGAAAUUGAAGAGAAAGAGUGACGACUAGCGCUGGAUGGUCACGUGUUUACUCGAUUCCUGUUGAAAAUGGCUGCUCUUUUCUGAGGGUGUACCAAAACUUUUAUUCUAUGUUGUUUCAUCACGUGAUUUAAUAUUAACUUUCCUUAGAAUAUAUAAUACAUUUCAUACAGGUGUUAUGGCUAUGCAGGUAAUUGCAUCAGUGCGGGCUGCAGGGAGACUCAUAUUUUCAUUGAUGUAAGUUAAUUAUGAAAUGUAAAUCACUAUCAUACUUUUACCAGUAAGCUGAGUUUAUUAGUCAUAAUCUCUAAUAGGCUUUAAUUUAUCACAAGUUAAUUAAUGCAAUGUUAAAAUUCCUGAUUCCUGAUGGGAUACGGAUCAAUACAGUGUCCUUUUGUUGUAAAAACUGAGCCACUUUUGGGACUUUUGCUAUGAAUGUACUUUAUACUGUUGUAGGGGAAUAUUGGGGUUAAUAUAUAUGGAUAGUUUUGUUACCUUAUUGUGCCUUCUAUUUAAACCUGGAUAGAGAACAUUAAAGUUAUACUGCUGCUUUAUGUAUGUCGUUUUAAUCAAACUUUAAUGGUUAUGAAUGACAUUGAUAGUGUGUAUAAUAGGGAGAAGUGCAUUUUUUUUUAGCUUAAUGUGAUAUAAAUGUAAUUUAUCAUUUACUCAGGACUCAAUUGUGUUUUUGUUAGUUUGUUUCCAAAAAUCCAAUUAAAUACAACAAUACACUUAAUAAAGAUUAUUUCUGACUGGUCAAUCUUAA